AACAAUCGUUCAUCUUUUUUAUAGGCCAUUCACAUGCAACACUUUUGUGAUAAUCUUUCAACACCCGGUUGCAAGAAAAUUCGCCGGAACAUCUUUGGAAAUUGCUUGUACUGUGCAUGCAGAACUUCAUCUCAAAUAACUAGCGAAGGUGUUCGAGAAUUCGUAUGCAAAACGUGUAAAAUUAACGAAGGUAUUUUUACAUAUAAAUGUGACAAUUGCAAAUGCUGGAAUAAAGGAUCGAGGAAACCAACGUUACAUCCUGUUACUGAUAUACCAAUUUGUUGGAAGUGUUACUUAUACUUCAAAGAGUACAGGAAAAAUCGUCCAUCGGAGAUUUUGAAGCUGAUAAUGAAAAAGCCAGCUACCAUGCCUCCUGUACAAAACAAACUGCCAAGCACUCCUCCAGAACAUGUUUGUGAAAAAUGCUCGCAUUGUACUGCAAUUAUAUGCAGUCAUUGUUACCCCUACAACUCGUAUUCGCAUCCAAAAACUACGAAGCUUGUCUGCAGAAACUGUCAUCUGUAUUUUCAUCACUACAAGACUGACCGUCCAGUUAAGCUUGAAAUGAAACGGAAGUCACGAAAGAACAAAAAACAUAAUUUUGAGGAAAAGCAACCAAAUCAAAGUAUUCAAUCAACCAGUCAUCAUUAUAACCCGGUUGUGACCGAAAACACUAAAAAUUAUAUCCAAUUCGACACAGUGUUUGAGAAUCUGGACACGUUUCACCCGUUUGACAGCAAUAUUAAUCCAAGAAAUGACUACUGGGAUCAGCAGUAUCACCAAGCUUCACCAUCAUCACUGCAGCCAACAUUUUUCAUUGGUGGCUAUAGUCAAGAUUAUUAUCAAAAUGGAUAUUCACACCAAAUGCCUACCACGUUUGAAGAUUACUAUUCUUAUCCCCAAAAUGUUCCAGUUUAUGAUUCCCGCAAUCCGAAUCAUUUUUAUGGGUACUGAUGUAGUUUUUUUUAAAUUUCUGCAGUGUUAGGAAAGUUGUGAUGAUGGUCUCCAGUAUUUUUCUAUUUGCAUUCCACUUUUUAGAAAAAUUGUUCCACAAAAGUUGUUAACAAAUUAUUGAAUGUGUAGUUGUAACAGCGCAUUCUGAAAAUCUCCCCGUAGAAAAUUAGAGACAGUUCUAUAAUUAUAAUAUUUCUGAAUAAAUUGCAUCUUCAAACGAGUUGCUUGGAAAUACUCAAUGGUGAAUAAGUAUGUUAACAAUGAAGUGAUCCGACUUUUCUGAAAAAAAAAGCAAAAAAUAAGUAUGGGAAUUUGGUUAGGAGCUUACUAUUGGUAUUCAAUAGUUUAUCAUUAGUUUAAAACUUUCGUUUUGUUCAUCACUUUAUGCAACUGCUAUUUUUAUUUUUAAGCUAAAAAAUGUAAUGGCUGAAUUUUGUAGUCACACCUAUUACUAUGCUUUGAAAUUUUCUCCAUGAUAUGAUAAAAAACAUGUAUAAGCGGAACAUCACAAACGUUUUCCGUGUAUUCAAUUUGCGUUUGUUCAAUUUGAACUGAGUUCAAAAAUUAAUAUCAUAUAUUUAUAGGCCGUGUUCUGUUCUUGAAGAACCUGUGAGCACCUUUAUGACAAUUAGUUAAAUGAAAUUAUGGGUUUUAGUCAAUGUACUUGAAACUAAUAAACGUUGAUUCCAUACAAACUUUUGAUUAAGAUUUUCCUCAGGUUGUCUAAAUACUUCUUCUUAACGUAAAUAAAAAACUCACAACUUCAAUUUUCAAUGUUUCAAAUAUACACUUUUAUUGUAAUAAUAUACAUAAGUUGAAUAAUACAACUAGGAGAAUGAAUUUUU
Messenger RNA from Caenorhabditis elegans, 1799 nucleotides. It is a transcript of the gene C33D3.3, whose product is annotated as GATA-type domain-containing protein. The record is from RefSeq and is marked reviewed. Bases 34 to 954 code for a protein of 306 amino acids. NCBI's taxonomy places the organism in Eukaryota, Metazoa, Nematoda, Chromadorea, Rhabditida, Rhabditidae. The transcript has 8 exons.